UAGACAGGAGUGAGGCAACACUUCUUGGCAUGGCCACCUGUCACCCCUUUGCCCCCACAGAGGAAAAAUUCUGCUAAUAUUUCAGGGGUCUCGGUGGUCACCAUGUGCAUAAUAGGAAUGCCACACCUCCCAUCUGUGGGGAGGUACUUCCUCUUUCGUGUCAUAUUAAAAGCUCAGUGUCCCGCUAAGAACUUCCAUACAGAGUGCAUUGACCAUGAGUUUGACUACCACUCAGAGUCAGCCCUUCAGCCGAGCUGUAAGGAAGAUCAGGGUGGCUUCCAUGGUGGCCAGCCUGGCCAAGAGCUGGCAAACCUGGGCCAAUGAGCACACUAACAAACAAGACACCAUCCCAACAGGAUGGAUUCCUGACUCCAUCAUUGAGCAAGCCAAAGAGAAGGAUAAUGUGAGGAAUGAGACCAAGUUCCUGGUCACACCACGCAUCGCCAUAAACGCCGAAGAUGGCAGCAGCAGUAGGAUCAAGACAUGCAUGAUGAGCAAGACCAUCACACCAAAGAGCAGAGAGUGCAGCCAUAAUCUGGUGAGUUCCAACAAAGAGAAGAUCCAUUCCAAUCAGCUGGCACCCGAGGAGCCUAGAAACUGCCUGGGGAAUAAAUCUCCCACCAGAAGGCGCCACUGUGUCGGCAAGGUUACAGCUGUAACAACGGCCCUGAGAAAGACAGAAGAGAGGGAAAUGUCUCGCAGCAGUAGUAUAGAAACUGAGGACAGCGGACUUGGAGAAGAUGUGUCUUUAAGUGACAACAGUGAUCAAAGUGAGCCUGAAGAAAAUAAACUAAUUAGCAAAGCCAAGAUAAAGGUUAGCACAAUGGAUGACCUGAAGAACAAAUGGAAGAAGUUUGCAGAAGCGCACGCUGAGGGUCAGAAACUUAACCCUUUUAGUGAGGACUUUGACUACAAACAUGCCAUGGCCACUCGACUCCACAAGGGUGAUGCAGGCUACGGUCGCCCCAAAGAGGGCUCCAGAACGGCUCAGCGAGCAGAUCGCGCCCAGAAGCACAUCCGCCGCGAGAUGGAUGAGAUGUGCUUCAUCAUCCGUGACAUGGGCAUGAGAGACAAACAAGGAAGCAUUUACGUGACUUUUGGUCACCUGUUCGACCGUUACGUCAAGAUCUCUGAUAAGGUGGUGGGAAUUCUGCUGCGCUGCCGCAAGCACAAGAUGGUGGACUUUGAGGGCGAGAUGCUAUGGCAGGGCCGGGACGAUGAUGUCAAAAUCACCUUGCUGGUGUAAUGUUCUGGGAUAUUGACAAAACUAGCACAUUGAACUGUAGUCAGACGUUAAGCAACUAAACCAAUCAAGGUGAGAUUCACAAACACUGAGCAUGCUUUGAAUUAUGCAAAGUACCAAUUUAACCAAGGUAUCCUAAUAAGUGUAUCCAUAAACUGAAAUAAGUUCA
This is a messenger RNA of Electrophorus electricus (electric eel), 1412 nucleotides long. RefSeq names its product actin binding Rho activating protein a (gene abraa). The record is from RefSeq and is a predicted model, not a curated record. Gene Ontology annotation, biological process: positive regulation of transcription by RNA polymerase II; positive regulation of Rho protein signal transduction. Gene Ontology annotation, molecular function: actin binding. NCBI's taxonomy places the organism in Eukaryota, Metazoa, Chordata, Actinopteri, Gymnotiformes, Gymnotidae. Gene Ontology annotation, cellular component: sarcomere.